AUCCGCCUAACAGGGGGGCGAACGCGCUAUGAGGGGCGGGUGGAGGUGCUGAGCACGGAGGCUAACGGGACCAGGAGCUGGGGGCUGAUCUGUGGAGGGGCCUGGGGCACCAAGGAGGCCAUGGUGGUCUGCAGACAGCUGGGGCUAGGCUACGCUAACCACGGCCUGCAAGUAGGUCUAUUAGCCAAGCUAACGGCUUUUACAGUGCUAAUAGAACAUGCUUAAACCAGGUUAUAACCAUGGACUGCAAUUAACAUGAAUCUCCAACCUCGGAUUUGUUCCGCAGACCUCUGGCUAGGGACCUCUGGCUAGGGACCUCUGGCUAGGGACCUCUGGCUAGGGACCUCUGGCUAGGGACCUCUAGCUAGGGACCUCUGGCUAGGGACCUCUGGCUAGGGACCUCUAGCUAGGGACCUCUGGCUAGGGACCUCUGGCUAGGGACCUCUGGCUAGGGACCUCUAGGGACCUCUGGCUAGGGACCUCUGGCUAGGGAACCCACCAUCUCAAACAGUGGUAUUCAAAGUCGGGGUCGACUGAGUUUUUCCCCACAAAAUGGCUUUAAUACAGACAGAAAGACUUUUCAUCAGCUGUCCGUGUGGCUGGUCUGAGAAGCUGUGGAGGUCCUGGGUGGUUACUGAUGGUCUGCGGUUGUGAGGCCGGUUGGACGCACUGCCAAAUUCUCUAAAACGGCGUUGAAGGCGGCUUAUGGUAGACAAAUGAGCAUUCAAUUAUCUGGCAACAGCUCUGGUGGACAUGCCUGCAGUCAGCAUGCCAAUUGCACACUCCCUCAAAACUUGACAUCUGUGGCAUUGUGUUGUGUGACAAAACUGCACAUUUUAGAGAGGCCUUUUAUUGUCCCCAGCACAAGAUGCACCUGUGUAAUGAUCAUGCUGUUUAAUCAGCUUCUUGAUAUGCCACACCUGUCAGGUGGAUGGAUUAUCUUGGCAAAGGUGAAAUGCUCACUAACAGGGAUGUAAACAAAUUUGUGCACAGAAUUUGAGAGAAAUUAGCUUUUUGUGCGUAUGGAAAAUUUCCGGGAUCUUUUAUUUCAGCUCAUGAAACAUGGGAUCAACACUUUACAUGUUGCGUUUAUAUUUUUGUUCAGUAUGUAUAAUAAUUUUUAGGGGAACAAAACAUUAAGAGUACAUAUUAUUGUAUGGGAUAAUAUACAAAUGUUUUUAAGAAAUAUAUUUUGAAAAAUACAACUUUAUUGAGUAAAUGUAUUUAUUGGUUUAUUUUCCUUUUGGUAAGAGAUGAAAAUGCAAUGAAUUUAAGGUUAUUUGUUGAUGUAAAAAUCCAAAUGUACCGAUUUUUAAAGUUGUUUCAUUAGAUUUGGGGUGGGGUCGUGAAAAAAUAAUUGGGGAAAUAAUGGGGUCCCCAGAAAUUCUGGCAGAAAAAAAUGGAGUCCCCGCUGAAAACGUUAGAAUACCACUAGUCUUAAACAUUGGACCAAGAGGAAAUCCUCAUGGCUAGAGAACCGUCUUAAACAUGGCCCUAGGGUGACAUUUGGACUUACAACCUCUCUCAGGCUACCUCAUCACGAGAGUGUUAUUCCAAAUACAUUAACCUCCUCAACCAAUCCCCUUGCUGGGGCUGGGGGGGGAUGAGCCCAACAGCCAACCAUAACAUGCCAGGUAGCGACAUCUCAUUGGUUCUCCCAACCCACCAGGAAGGAACCAAUGUGGCUCCCCGCUCCAUGACUCACCCUGACAUGUUGUUCUAUGAGUCUAUGGACUAACCCCACAGAUGCUGCUGCAUCAGCAAUCCACUGGCCCUCAGGACUGAGCACAGACUAGACUUUGGAGGGAACACAGCCAGGCUACAGCAGUGUUUCUCAACUCCAGUCCUCGAACCAGCCCGAAAGAGUACACACUUUGGUUGUAGCCCCGAACAAACUCACCUGAUUCAACUAGUCAAGGGCUGGCUUGAUGAUUCACUUACUAGUUGAAUAAGGUGGUCUGAGGCUACAUCAACAACCAGUACUGUUGGGGGUAUUCUCGGACUGGAGUUGAGAAAUGCUGGGCUACACACAGGACAGGAAGUGCCCUCUCACUGACAUCCCCUAGGGCCCCCUUCUGCAGGUGCGUAUCGUGGGAGGCAGGACGUACUAUGAGGGCCGUGUGGAGGUUCAGGUGGGGGCGCGGUGGGGCACGGUGUGCUCUGCAGGCAGUCUGCAGACAGCUAGGCCUGGGGUACUCCAUGCAUGCCAUCACUGUGAGUAAGACUGGGAGAAGAAGAAAGCUUCAGUCUGAUGUAUGUUGGAAGUAUGAUACUGUGCUAUAGAGCUGGGGCAGACUUCCUCUUACCGAAGCAUUUUGCUUACGUCUGUCAUUUUUCUGUGAUUUCUUCUAUAAAAUGUUCCUGUAGAUUGUUCUAGAACCAUUAUUUGGUCAAUAGUAAUAGCCCAUAAUGCAUUACGUCGAUUCCUGCAAUGAAAGUAUCAGCCUGUCCCAUGUUCUGCUAUUGGCUGCUGUGUGAGCGAGCUGGAGCCACACUCACUGUGACGCGGAGGACGGAGAGAAAUGCGUUCUGAGGGGCACAAGCACAUGACCGUUGAGCAAAGUGCAAUUGAGGACAAAAUACAGUUUUCAAAGCAACUACUGUUGUUCUAGUUACAGAGAGGAGAGUCACAGCUUUCUGCGAGUACAUCAUUUAUUUCUCACCUCCCCAUUAUUUAGUUAAUGGCACCACUUUACAACCGGAGUAGGAUAUGUAGUAUGGUUUUGAUGCAGUGAAUAGGCCUACAUCAACUAGCCUAGCGCUGGAACAUUUUUGUAGGACAUUACAUUUACUGAUAGAUUAAUCAAUUAGCCUACAGUGCUUCAGAAAGUAUUCACACCCCUUUACUUUUUCCAAAUGUUGUUGUGUUACAAAGUGGGAUUAAAAUGGAUUUAAUUGUAAUUUUUUGUCAACGAUCUAUACAAAAUAAUCUUUCAAAGUGGAAGAAAAAUUUGAACAUUUGUAAAAAAAAAUAAAAAAAAAUAUUAUUAUUAAUUAGAUAAUAAUUAAUCCUCUGGAUUAAUACGUUAGAAUCAACUUUGGCAGCGUUUAUUUUUUUUGCUUUUUUAAAAAUAAUAAUUAUUUUUUAACCUUUAUUUAACUAGGUAAGUCAGUUAAGAACAAAUUCUUAUUUACAAUGACGGCCUACACCGGCCAAACCCGGACAACGCUGGGCCAAUUGUGCGCCGCCCUAUGGGACUCCCAAUCACGGCCGGUUGUGAUAAAGCCUGGAAUCGAACCAGGGGGUCUGUAGUGACGCCUCAAGCACUGAGAUGCAGUGCCUUAGACCGCUGCGCCACUCGGUCUGUAGUGACGCUUCGAGCACUGAGAUGCAGUGCCUUAGACCGCUGAGAUGCAGUGCCUUAGACCACUGAGCCACUCGGUUACAGCUGUGAGUCUUUUGGGGUUAGUCUCUAAGAGCUUUCCACACCUGGAUUGUACAAUAUUUGUACAUUAUUCUUUUUAAAAUUCUUCAAGCUCUGUCAAGUUGGUUGUUGAUCAUUGCUAGACAGACAUUUUCAAGUCUUGCCAUAGAUUUUCAAACCGAUUUGAGUCAAAACUGUAACUAGGCCACUCAGGAACAUUCAAUGUAAUCUUGGUAAGCAACUCCAGUGUAUAUUUGGCCUUGUGUUUUAGGUUAUUGUCCUACUGAAAGGUGAAUUCAUCUCCCAGUGUCUGGUGGAAAACAGAAUGAACCAGGUUUUAAUCCCUCUAGGAUUGAGCCUUUUUUUUGUUUUCUUUGCUUAGCUCCAUUCCGUUUCUUUUUAUCCUAAAAAACUCCCUAGUCCUUGCCGAUGACAAGCAUACCCAUAACAUGAUGCAGCCACCACCGUGCUUGUAAAAAGGUUCACCUUCCAACAGGACAACGACCCUAAGCACACAGCCAAAACAACGCAGGAGUGACUUUGGGACAAUUCUCUGAAUGUCCUUGAGUGGCUCAGCCAGAGCCCAGACUUGAACCCAUUCGAACAUCUCUGGAGAGACCUGAAAAUAGCUGUGCAGUGACGCUCCCCAUCCAACCUGACAGAGGUUGAGAGGAUCUGCAGAGAAGAAUGGGAGAAACUCCACAAAUACAGGUGUGCCAAGCUUGUAGCGUCAUACUCAAGAAGACUCGAGGCUGUAAUCGCUGCCAAAGGUGCUUCAACAGAGUACUGAGUAAAGGGCCUGAAUACUUUCCGAAUGCACUGUAUACAUCACAUGUGACUCGUAAUAAGUCUAAGUAAUUAGCCAAUUAAAAUGUUUAUCUGACUCCAUGAAGAUCAUUAAAAUAUACAAGCAAGCAUUAGACAAUGAGUUGACGUUAACUAGCAAGAAUGGGUCUGAGAAUUGGAACUUCUGAUUGUAAUGUUUACUGUUAAUUUUUAUUGUUUAUUUAUGAGAGAGAGAGAGAGAGAUAGAAAAUCUGAAUUGUUUGGAUUCAAAACCUGAGUUGUUGACCAAUAGUAUUACUGUAAAGUUAACCUCCAAUCAGAUAUCAGACCUACAGGAUGUAACCUUUGCUUCUCAAUGGGGGUUGGAGAGACCAACACAGAGAGCGCUGAAUUCCUAAGACAACACAGAGAAUGCUGAAUUCCUAAGACAACACAGAGGACAUUCUUGCAUACAGUAGAUAAGGAGAGUUACUUCGGGGGCUGCCCUACAAUGUCGGCAAAUUAAUCUCUGAAUUGCCCAAAGUAAAUCUGAUAGGUUAAUUCUGGAUCCUAUUUUGGCAGGUUGCACAUCAAAAUAUCAAUCAUGGAUGUGUUAUAUGAAAUAGCUUACUUUUUGAAUGCUAGGCUAACAUCUCAGUUGUCUUACUUGGCACUGGAAUAAAAAUGGUCCUGAGCCCUGCCGCUAAUGGAAAGUAACUGUCCAUAAAAAUACAAAAAAAAAAAAAAAAUAUUUUAAUCACAAUAUGACUUUUAUCGCCCAGCUGUACUGUCUUACCAUUCUCUCAUAGAUGUCAGGUGGCUGACUGACAGAUACAUUAUUAAAAGCACAUCUGAGUUAUCUUGCUCUCUGCUUAUAUCAAUAUUUUUAUUCAAGCGAAGUUAGGAGCAGUUUGAAGAACAGUUUCUCUUUUCUUUGAAUACUGAGAGACAAGAAAGUAAAUACCACGGCUAAUUCAUAUUAGUCAAAGUAGUCUACUCCCUUGUCACCUGAAAGUGAUACAUGGUUGUCUUACCUACCUUAGUUGAAUGCACUGACUGCAAGUUGGUUUUGGAUUAAGAGCAUUUGCUAAAUAACCUUAAUGUAAUGUAAUGUAAUGUAAUGUAAUGUACUGUAAUGUAAUGUAAUCAGAUGUGUUUUAGCAGUAACAUGAUGCUUCUCAGAGAUAAUGUGAUGGGCCAAAUGGCGGUGGAAAUGCCUUUAUGCGCAAAUAUCAAUACAAUAACCAUCAUAUCGAAGUAAACUUGGAGUCACGCAAUGAUAUGGUGUGAGGUCCUCCCACUACGGCUCAUUGGAAACCAUGCAGUUUAUUAGACUAACUAAAUAAAUUAUGAUAAACUUCACAGGGUGGUGAAAGUGCACGGUGAUGAGCUUGAUGCUCCUUUCCAAUAAAUAUCGAAGGUCUUAUUCUGGUGACAUGAUGAUCGAUGCUUGGCUGCAGUUUGACAAAUAUAAAUAAUCUCCCUCCUUUGUCCAUAAUGAUCUCAUCAUGCAGGUAGCCUACCCCCACUGUUUCUGGAUAGGGCGCCGGCGCCAAGACCAGACAAGGCUCAUUCACUACAGAACAUAUUUAUUCGGACUAAACCAUCAGUAGAGUUGAAACCUAUUUAACUUGUAUUAUUUAUUCAGUACAGGGGAAUUUAACAACAGAAGGUAUUUUUAUGAGCACUACGUCCUCACACAGCCUUUUAUCCACAACAAGUCAAUUUGAUGGAAACAUCUCUGUGGGAAAAUGGGCAGAUUGUUUUUAUGCAGAUUUUAGAUUAUUCAUGUGAAAAUCUGUUGCGAAUUGGAUGGAAACCUAGCUAUUGCUAACCUAAUUGACAUAUAUCACUCCUCACCUCUCCACCAUGCAAGCUGAUGUGUGGUGAGCUUUCUGGCACAAACGAGUUGCAUCAUUCAGAUGGGUGCUACACAUUGGUGGUGGAUGAGGAAGAGUUGCGUUUUCACCAUUAGUAUGUAAAGCGCUUUGAGCUACAGGAAAAGCACUCCAAUCAAUUAUUAUUAUCAUUAUUAUUAUUAUCAUAACCUAUUAGCGUAAAUAUAGGUCUCCUGACUUAAUAAAGGUUCAAUAAUAUCCUCCUGCUGUUUGUUUCCGUGUUUGUUUGUGUUUUCCCUGUCGCUAAGGAAACGUGGUACUGGGACAGUAGUAACGUAACCGAGAUGGUGAUGAGUGGUGUGAAGUGUACAGGUAGGGUCGCAAAACUCCCGUUAAUUUACCAAAGUUACCAGAAUUUAUAUUAAAAACAUAUUUAUUUAUUUAUUUAUAUAGAGUUACAUUUUAUGAAAAUUCCUUAAAAUCCUUUGAAAUUUCAAAAAUUCUGAUUAGUUUACUGGUACAUUUAUAAAAGUGGGUGAUAACGUUCCCUCCCUUUUGUUUAGGAAACGAGAUGUCUCUGAGCCACUGCCAGCACCACAGAACCGUCAGCUGUCAGAAGACUGCUGCCAAGUUCUCUGCUGGGGUCAUCUGCUCAGAGAGUGAGUUCCCGAAGCACCUGUUGGGCUGGAUAUUCACUUUUCAUAGCACUUAAUGUGUUCUCUCCCGGGUGCUUGUAAAGGGACAGAUGACAGACAGGUAGGAUUCCAGCACAGUGUAUGGACUAAGACACUUUAAGGUAUGGCUCGACAACUGUUUUAACCAAGAGUGGUUCUGAAAAAGGGGGAAAUGAAAUACAUAAUGGACUGCAGCCACAUGCAGCGGUGCCUAAGAAAUAUAUAUGAUUCUACUUCAUUACUAUAUUGUCCUUUUGCUCGUUUGAUGACUCUGCGGAGGUCGUAGCGGGACUUCCUGUCCUUGUUCCUGUCCUCAGCCGUAACCUCAGGGUGGUCUGCGAUGGCCAUGUGUGCGGUAGCUCUGUUUAGCGCCAACCUUGGUGUUAAUCCAGCUUUUGAUUCGGGAAGCAGCGAACUUUCACUGUGGGGACAACGUCGCCGAUGCAUUUCCUUAUGAAGCCGGUGACCGGAGGUUGUUAGCACGUCGAUGUUAUCGGCGGAGUCUCGGAAACAUAUUCCAGUCAGCGCUACAAACAGUAGGCCUACUGGUGAUCAGAAUGACAGUGUGAGUUACAGACUACGCAAGGUUUUCACUUAUAGAUGAAGUAUUGAUUCGUUAUUACACUUUAACUCAUCUGUAACGACAGACUGUAGCUGGCCAGCACAUGCAAGAUUUGGUUCUGGGUUCUGUUAGAAAUUGCGUAAUUCAAAUCUGGUAUUGGAAUAAGAGAAAACAUAAUCAAGAGAUAUUCAAUCCAAGCUAAAUGUAUUAAAUGCUAAAUGUAUGUAUGAUAAGUAUGAAGGUUCGUAUAUAAGGGUCCACUGAAAUACCACGCAGGGCACUCAGAGAACUAAUCCAUUGUUCUGAGUUCUUCUUCAAAUACUCUGACAGAGAUAGUUCCCGCUCUCUGCUGGGCCUAUCAGGGUAGAGGUUGGGCGUGGUUUAGACUUGCCCAACCUAUCCGUUGGCGCACCGGCUGGUCCCAGGCCCUUGGCGCUCCCUUGGCGCUCCCUUGGCGCUCCCUUGUUGCACACUGUUGCCAGGCAUACGUUUUUAUCAUAACAACCUGUGGAGUUAGCACCCAAAAGACACCAUUCCACUGUACUGUGAGUACCUAGUUCAAGGACGGUUCACAGACAACGGUUCACAGACAACAAAGAGGCAGUGUUCGUAUCUGUAAGAAAUACAAGUCUUAUCUGUCCUUCCCCCUAACGUUCCUUACAUGAAUCACAGCCUGUUAUGUGAAACAAUUUAUAUCAGUACAGUACAAACCUUCUAUGCUUAUCAUUAAUGCAUUCCUUCUAAGCUAUUCAUCACAUACAGAUCCAAUUAUGAGAAAAUAGAUCCCCACAGUUCCAAGAUGAUAUUGUAAAGCAGGGGCGUCAGUUGGGUAUGGUAGGGCCUAGCUCAAGACCAACAGCAGGGGCGUCAGUUGGGUAUGGUAGGGCCUAGCUCAAGACCAACAGCAGGGGCGUCAGUUGGGUAUGGUAGGGCCUAGCUCAAGACCAACAAAGCUACUAAAAAGGUACACAAAAAUCAUUCCAAUCCUGAUUCCAAUGCGACGGCUGUUUAGCGUAUUGGUGGAUGGCUUUAGGACCAUGCGGAGCGUCGCUCGGAGAGAAGACCUUUGUCUCGGAUCAGACAGUGCCAGACAAGCCGUUUAGGCAGCGCGCCGAUUGCUUUGAAUUUGAUGUGUCAUUUGAACCCGGCUUGUAAGCCUCGCGGUCAGCUGUUUUAUGCACCAGUUACUUUCACAUUGAUGUGGGCAUAGGUGGCACGUCCUAUAGGCUAGGGGGAGAUAAGCUUCCCCUAAAGUCAAUUGACUUCAAUUAGCCAAAAUUAGCUAUAUAAUUACUUGUGCCUAUACAUAAAUACAUAAAAUAAUUCAAAAUACUACACCAGAGAGCAUGAUUUGGCCACAGAGGAUCAUUAGCUUCUUUAAAGAAUUUGCUGUGAAUUGUUUUAAGCGAGCAAUGUGGGCAAUGCGCACGGCAAAUAACAAUCCGCUAUCUGGUAGGCUGAGUUGCAGCUGUCUUUGAAAAGCAGUUAAAUAAGCAUAGGCCUAUUGCAAUAUUUCUAAAUACAAUCAUAGGAAAAGCAUAGUUUAAAAAGCAACUGGUUAUUGCUGAAAAGAGAAGACAAAGAAAAUACUAAUCUACUGAUCGAGAUUCUCAACUCCCAAUUGAGUGAACAGUAGCCUCUUCCUGACAUACACCCGCUGAGUGCUUGCAUAUUCACUGUCUUUAUUGUUUUGUGGUCCUCUGUAGCUCAGCUGGUAGAGCACGGCGCUUGUAACGCCAAGGUAGUGGGUUCGAUCCCCGGGACCACCCAUAUACAAAAAUGUAUGCACGCAUGACUGUAAGUCGCUUUGGAUAAAAGCGUCUGCCUAAAUGGCAUAUUAUUUAUCAUUGGAUCAGUUCCACUGGUCACUGGAACGUUUUUUUUUUUUGGGGGGGGGGGGGGGAUGAUUCCCCUCCUCCAGGGUAGACGGACGUCAUAUUGUCCAAUUUGCGUCUCCCCUUUUCGUAGGGCUAGAUUAGAUGGUUAGGUUCCAGACGGAUCUGUUCGUUAGUGUCAGUAGAGUAAGCUACUCCUAUUAUAUAGUGUAGUUACAAUUCCAUGAAAUGUGUUUAUAAAAGGCCAAAUUUUCCCAUGCUAAGAAAGGACAAGAACCGUGUCUGAUUAGGCCUACUCUGUCACUAUGUGCUCAGCCAGUUUUACAGGAUGUAGUUAUAUUAUUAGCCUGAAUGAUGAGGAUCCAAUCAUCCCAUUAGGAAUACUAGCCUAUCUAACAUUAGUCUGAAUGAUGACGAUCCAAUCAUCCCAUUAGGAAUACUAGCCUAUCUAACAUUAGCCUGAAUGAUGACGAUCCAAUCAUCCCAUUAGGAAUACUAGCCUAUCUAACAUUAGCCUGAAUGAUGACGAUCCAAUCAUCCCAUUAGGAAUACUAGCCUAUCUAACAUUAGUCUGAAUGAUGACGAUCCAAUCAUCCCAUUAGGAAUACUAGCCUAUCUAACAUUAGUCUGAAUGAUGACGAUCCAUCAUCCCAUUAGAAUACUAGCCUCUAACAUUAGUCGAAGAUGACAUCGACAUCCCUUAGAAUACAGCUAUCAAAUAGUCUGAAUGAUGACGAUCCAAUCAUCCAUAGAAUACUCUAUCCAUUGUCUAUGAUGAGACCAUCAUCCCAUUAGGAAUCUAGCCUAUUAACAUUAUUCUGAUGAUGACUUCCAUCAUCCAUUAGAAUAUGCCUAUCUAACAUUAUCUGAAUGAUGACGAUCCUCAUCCAUUGGAAUACUACCUAACAUUAGUCUGAAUGAUGACGAUCCAAUCAUCCCAUUAGGAAUACUAGCCUAUCUAACAUUAGCCUGCAAAUGCGACGAUGGAUGCAUUCAAUCCUUUAUUAUAAAGGUGCAAUUUUAUGGUGAAAAAAGAGCUUCCACAAACAUGAAGCUCACGUGCCUCCUAUGGAUGUCGGUAUUUUAAGGUGGCCUUGUUGUGACCUGAUAGCCUGUAUUAUGCAUCUAUUUCACGUUGCACUGUACGCACCAUUCCACAAGUAAAUGAGUCAAUUUAUGAUGAGGUUGAGUAGCGGCUGACAUUGUAUAUGCCGUUCCACUGACCUUUAAACCUGAUAGUGAUGAUUAAUGGCCGUUCCACUGACCUUUAAACCUGAUAGUGAUGAUUAAUGGCCGUUCCACUGACCUUUAAACCUGAUAGUGAUGAUUAAUGGCCGUUCCACUGACCUUUAAACCUGAUAGUGAUGAUUAAUGGCCGUUCCACUGACCUUUAAACCUGAUAGUGAUGAUUAAUGGCCGUUCCACUGACCUUUAAACCUGAUAGUGAUCAUUAAUGGCCGUUCCACUGACCUUUAAACCUGAUAGUGAUCAUUAAUGGCCGUUCCACUGACCUUUAACCUGAUAGUGAUCAUUAAUGGCCGUUCCACUGACCUUUAACCUGAUAGUGAUCAUUAAUGGCUAUCCACUGACCUUUAACCUGAUAGUGAUCAUUAAUGGCUGGGGUCAUUUUUGUUUGUUUCUGCUGUUCUCCAAAUAGCAUUUUAGUUUUUAAAUUGUGUAGAAUUGCAGUAAAUGAGCUUCCCACACCCCCACUCUGCCAUAUCCUAGGUUUAGCUGAACUGACGCCACUGUUCUAAACAGCCAACAUAGAACAAGUGGCUAUGGAAACUACUGAACAGUACAUGUUGCCAGUUUGACCGUUACUCUCCUCCUCCUCCUCCUCCUCCUCCUCCUCCUCCUCCUCCCAGCGGCGUCUGACCUGGUCCUGAAUGCUCCCCUGGUCCAGCAGUCGGUGUACAUCGAGGACCGCCCCCUCCACAUGUUGUACUGUGCAGCGGAGGAGAACUGUCUGUCUAAGUCUGCCGCUAGCGCUAACUGGCCCUACGGACACCGUCGUCUGCUGCGGUUCUCCUCUCAGAUCCACAACAUCGGACGGGCCGACUUCAGGCCCAAGGCUGGACGCCACUCCUGGGUCUGGCACGCCUGCCAUGGGUAACUAUGGCAACCUAAUAAUCUAGAGCAGUGGUUUCCAACCUGCGGUCCGCUGGGGUAAUGCAGGUGGUCCGCUAAUUACUUUUGAUUAAAAAAAAAAAUAUAUAUAUAUAUAUAUAUAUAUAUAUAUUCCAAACAUAAUAACAGUUGGGAGUAUUUAUGGUAUAAUAAGACAUUUUACAUUAUCUUUACAUUACCUUUAGCAAUACAUUCCUUUUGACAGUACAUUACCUUUAACAUUACCUUUAGCAAUACAUUCAUUUUGACAGUACAUUACCUUUAACAUUACCUUUAGCAAUACAUUCAUUUUGACAGUACAUUACCUUUAACAUUACCUUUAGCAAUACAUUACUUUUGACAGUACAUUACCUUUAACAUUACCUUUAGCAAUACAUUCCUUUUGACAGUACAUUACCUUUAACAUUACCUUUAGCAAUACAUUCAUUUUGACAGUACAUUACCUUUAACAUUACUUUUAGCAAUACAUUCAUUUUGACAGUACAUUACCUUUAACAUUACCUUUACAUUACCUUUAGCAAUACAUUACUUUUGACAGUACAUCACCUUUAACAUUACAUUAUCUUUACAUUACCUUUAGCAAUACAUUACCUUUGACAGUACCCAAGUGGUAAAUAUAAAGAUCCAGUCCAUUAAAAAAAUUGGAGGCCCCUUACACUUCAGUGUUGUGAUGCAAAGAUUCUAUCAAAAUGCAUAGCGCUUUUUACAUGGACAAUACAUUGGAGAUAAUAUAAGACAAGUACUGGAAACAAUAGAACACUAGGAAAUAUCUGGGAAACCAGGCCUGGUAUUCAUAGCUGACUUUGAAAAGGUUUUUGAUAAAGUACUACUGGAGUGUAUAUAUAAAUGCCUGGAAUAUUUCAAUUUUGGAGAAUUUCUUAUGAAAUGGGUUAAAGAAUUAUAAUAACCCUAGGUGUAAAAUAGUACAUAAUGGCUACUUCUCAGAAAUUUUUUAACUGUCAAGAGGAGUAAAACAAGGUUGUCCACUAUCGGCAUAUCUAUUUAUUAUUGGCAAAUGUUAGCUGUUAAAAUCAGAUCCUGUUAAAAUCAGAUCCAACAACAAUAUCAAGGGGUUAGAAAUCCAGGGCUUAAAAACAAAGGUGUCAUUGUACGCUGAUGAUUAAUGUUUUCUUUUAAAUCCACAACUUGAAUCCCUCCACAGCCUCAUAGAGGAUCUAGAUGCAUUUUCUAACCUCUCUGGAUUACAACCAAAUUAUGAUAAAUGUACUAUAUUACGUAUUGGAUCACUAAAAAAUACAAUGUAUACAUUACCAUGUAGUUUACCAAUAAAAUGGUCUGAUGGUGAUGUGGAUAUACUCGGAAUACAUAUCCCGAAAGAAAGAAAUGUUCUCACUCCAAUACAUUUUAAUAGAAAGUUAGCAACAAUAGAUAAGAUCUUGCUACCAUGGAAAGGUAAAUACCUGUCUAUUUGUGGAAAAAUCACCCUGAUUAACUCUUUAGUAUUAUCCCAGUUUACCUAUUUGCUUAUGGUCUUGCCUACGCCUGUUUUUUAUAUUAUAUGAGCAAAACAUAUUCCAUUUUAUUUGGAAUGACAAGCCAAAAAAAUUAAAAGGGCCUAUUUAUAUAAUGAAUAUGAAUUUGGAGGACAGAAAUGAUUAAAUAUUAAAGCAUUAGACCUAUCACUAAAAGCUUCAGUCAUACAAAAGUUAUACUUAAAUCCAAACUGGUUCUCUAGCAAAUUAGUAAGAUUGUCUCACCCAAUGUUCAAGAAUGGCCUUUUUCCCUUUAUUCAGAUUACAACCUCGCACUUUCGGUUAUUUGAAAAUUAAAUAAUCUCCCAAAUAUCGCUAUUUUUAAAACAAGUCAUAGAAAGUUGGUUGAAAUGUCAGUUUAAUCCACCAGAAAAGAACGAACAAAUAAUACAACAAAUAUUGUGGUUAAACUCAAAUAUACUAACUGAUAAAAAAACAUGAUUUUUCUAUAACAAAUAAAAUAAAAGGGAAAAAAGUAUUUGAUCCCACAUUUUACAUUUACAUUUUUACAUUUUAGUCAUUUAGCAGACGCUCUUAUCCAGAGCAACUUACAGUUAGUGAGUGCAUAAAUUUUUUAUACUGGCCCCCUGUGGGAAUCGAACCCAUAACCCUGGCGUUGCAAAUGCCAUGCUCUACCAACUGAGCUACAUCCCUGCCAGCCAUUCCCUCCCCUACCCUGGAUGACGCUGGGCCAAUUGUGCGCCGCCCCAUGGGUCUCCCGGUCGCGGCCGGCUACGACAGAGCCUGGAUUCCCUGCUGAUUUUGUACGGUUGAUGAUCAGUCUAUAAUUUUAAUGGUAGGUUUAUUUGAACAGUGAGAGACAGAAUAACAACAAAAAAAUCCAGAAAAAUGCAUGUCAAAAAUGUUAUAAAUUGAUUUGCAUUUUAAUGAGGGAAGUAAGUAGGAGGAGGUCAGAGACCUGUCCGUGUGGUUCCAGGAUAACAACCUCUCCCUCAACGUGACCAAGACAAAGGAGAUGAUCGUGGACUACAGGAAAUAGAGGACCGAGCACGCCCCCCCAUUAACAUCGACGGGGCUGUAGUGGAACAGGUUGAGAGCUUCAAGUUCCUUGGUGUCCACAUCACCAACAAACUAUUACGGUCCAAACACACCAAGACAGUCGUGAAGAGGGCACGACAAAGCCUAUUCUCCCUCAGGAGACUGAAAAGAUUUGGCAUGGGUCCUCAGAUCCUCAAAAAGUUCUACAGCUGCACCAUCGAGAGCAUCCUGACCGGUUGCAUCACCGCCUGGUAUGGCAACUGCUCGGCCUCCGACCGCAAGGCACUACAGAGGGUAGUGCGUACGGCCCAGUACAUCACUGGGGCCAAGCUUCCUGCCAUCCAGGACCUCUAUACCAGGCUGUCACUGUCAGAGGAAGGCCCUAAAAAUUGUCAAAGAUCCAGCCACCCUAGUCAUAGACUGUUCUCUCUGCUACCGCACGGCAAGUGGUACCGGAGCGCCAAGUCUAGGUCCAAAAGGCUCCUUAACAGCUUCUAUCCCCAAGCCAUAAGACUCCUGAACAGCUAAUCAAAUGGCUACCCAGACUAUUUACAUUGACCCCCCCCUUUUUUUAUACUGCUGCUACUCACUGCUAUGUAUAUAGCCUUGUUAUUGUUUUUUGUGUUUUCUUUAACUUUAGUUUAUUUAGUAAAUAUUUUUACAUAUUUUCUUAACUCUAUUUCUUGAACUGUAUUGUUGGUUAAGGGUUUGUCAGUAAGCAUUUCACGGUAAGGUCUACACCUGUUGUAUUUGGCGCAUGUGGUAAAUACAAUUUGAUUUGAUUAGAUUUGGACUUUUGUCACUCCUGAUGGUUUGUUUUCCUACCUUCGUCUUCCGUUCGAGUUACGUUUCAAAAGCUCAUUCACAUCGUGCUACGUGGUCUGGAAAAUUCUGAGGCAUAUUUGGACAAUGUGUUGGUAUUUAGUACCACCUGGCCAGAACACCUUCAGAAUUUUAGGAGUCUGUUCGAGCGCUUCUUAGCUGCCAACUUGGCAGUUAACCUGUCAACGAGUGAAAUUGCCCAAAUAUCUCUGGAAGGUGGUGGGGUAAGGGAAAGUCCGACCGGUCCUGCUAAAGUGGAGGCCAUCAAUAACCUUCCGGUACCAGCUUCUCGCCAGGAACUGUGCCGAUUCUUGGGAAUGGCUGGCUACUACCAGGCUUUUUUCCAGAACUUUGCCCAGGUUGUUGAGCCACUUACAGAUUUGACCAGUCUGAAAGUCGUUUUGCGUUGGAGCCCCGACUGUCAGGAGGCUUUUGAGAAGACAAAGACCCUUUUGGUGUUAGCUGCUCCGGAUUUCUGUCGUCCAUUUUCUUUGUAUACCGAUGCCAGCGAUGUAGGAGCUGUGCUCUACAGAAAGACGAUAACAACAUUGAGUUCUCCUGUGGGGUACUUUUCAAAGAAAUUGGCCUCAUAUCAGAAACACUACUCGGAUAUCGAGAAGGAGACACUCGCUUUGGUACUGGCUCUUCAGCACUUCAAGGUUUAUUUACUGGGCGCUCAUGGUGGGUGUCUUUUAGGUCCCAGUUGUUGUUGCUAGUCAACUUUCACUGGACCCCCCGAUCACUGUCUUUCAGAACCCCUCCUAGAACUCCACCUGUUCGUUUUGGUUGUUAGUGACUCUUUGUUAGUUCCCCCUUCUGUUUGUGCGACAAUUUUUGGUUUCUUGCUGGGGAACGUAACAUGACUGAUUUCAUGUCAAUGCUAAUAUGGCUAAAAUUAGCUAGCUAGCUAACUAUCAACUGUAACAAUGUGUCUGAGACAGUAAGUGCUCAUAAUGUAUUUAUGUUUUCAAUAAACAUUGGAGAUGAAAUAUAGCUUACAUGUUGUCAACAAUUUAAGCCAGCCGUGUGUUUUUUGCCCCAUAGUUGCGCUCGCAUCAGUUUUGUUGCUAAACAACCAACCCAUCUAUACGAUCGCAGGUUGUAGACAAUGCAGCUUUUAAAGGGAUAGCGGUAUGCUAGCGUACCUGUAGACUUCCAGUCAUUGCGCUAAUGCUAGUUAACAUUGGCUUGUGAAUCUACCUCUGACUUCCUUCAUACUGCACGCGGAGACAUAAAAAUAUUGACAGAAUUUCGCACUAUCCCUUUAAAGUACAUUUACGAUUGAGCUGACAUUCACCAUUUACUGUGAAUGCAAUCUCUGCAAACAUUGCCUUUAAAAGCCACAUUCUCUACAACACACGAUUUGAUUGAAUCCCUGCCCAGGUCAGCACUCCGGACCUUGUAGGCAAUGUUCCCUCUAAUUAUUUUCGGCACUGAACAAAUUUCAGGUCUGCUGAGCGCAAACUUCUGGUGCGCGUUUACUGUGAACACUGUGGCUGUACCCGCUUUAAGUUACAGUUUUAACAGUGGCCAAGUAGGCUACUGUGGCUAUUUGAUCAUAAUGUAGGCCUACCAGAGUGGCCUACCGUCAAAAACAAAGGAGAAAAUGCAUCCCAUAACAUUUUAACAUGGAAAUAGCUGUUCUACCAUUCAGCCUACAGUAGCAGCCAAUGGGUGGUGUUCAGUGUAGCCCUACAUUCCAUGAUAUUUUAUUUUUAUUUUUAUAUGCAGGGCUUGACAUGAACCUGUUUAUUCACUAGUCCUUCAGACAAGGAGGUGACUGAAAAUGUUGUGUUGUUUGAUGCAAGAAACCACUUUACAAAAUAAAAUGCAUUGUUAUUCACAUACCAUUAUUACUGAGAAUCAGACAAAUUAAGCUACCCUCUGCCUAUUGGCUAUUUAGCUUAUUCAAGCCUGUCUCAAAAUACAACACUGCCCCUUUAAGACAAAAACAAAGCUCUUUACCUGACUGGCUUUUCAAAGAUGGCUAGAAAAGUACACGUGUUGUACUCUUGUAGGAAGCAAUCACUCCCCUAUUGUUGACUAUAAAUGAUCUAUAACUGAACUAAUAACUCACUAACUAGCAAAGGAUGUGAACAAAAUGUGCACACGUGGCUACAUGCAGCUCUCGCUCUGAUCUCAAAACAAGCGCAUCUACUCACGACCGCUCAUGCUGUAAACACAGUCCUGUUGAAAGUAAAUGGCACAGAUCCAUAUUUGGCAAUGGUCUAUUUGCAUAUACAGUGGGGAAAAAAAGUAUUUGGUCAGCCACCAAUUGUGCAAGUUCUCCCACUUAAAAAUAUGAGAGAGGCCUGUAAUUUUCAUCAUAGGUACACGUCAACUAUGACAGACAAAAUGAGAAAAAAAAAUCCAGAAAAUCACAUUGUAGGAUUUUUAAUGAAUUUAUUUGCAAAUGAUGGUGGAAAAUAAGUAUUUGGUCAAUAACAAAAGUUUUGUCAAUCCUUUGUUAUAUACCCUUUGUUGGCAAUGACACAGGUCAAACGUUUUCUGUAAGUCUUCACAAGGUUUUCACACACUGUUGCUGGUAUUUUGGCCCAUUCCUCCAUGCAGAUCUCCUCUAGAGCAGUGAUGUUUUGGGGCUGUCGCUGGGCAACACGGACUUUCAACUCCCUCCAAAGAUUUUCUAUGGGGUUGAGAUCUGGACAUUGGCUAGGCCACUCCAGGACCUUGAAAUGCUUCUUACGAAGCCACUCCUUCGUUGCCCGGGAGGUGUGUUUGGGAUCAUUGUCAUGCUGAAAGACCCAGCCACGUUUCAUCUUCAAUGCCCUUGCUGAUGGAAGGAGGUUUUCACUCAAAAUCUCACGAUACAUGGCCCCAUUCAUCCUUUCCUUUACACGGAUCAGUCGUCCUGGUCCCUUUGCAGAAAAACAGCCCCAAAGCAUGAUGUUUCCACCCCCAUGCUUCACAGUAGGUAUGGUGUUCUUUGGAUGCAACUCAGCAUUCUUUGUCCUCCAAACACGACGAGUUGAGUUUUUACCAAAAAGUUUUAUUUUGGUUUCAUCUGACCAUAUGACAUUCUCCCAAUCCUCUUCUGGAUCAUCCAAAUGCACUCUAGCAAACUUCAGACGGGCCUGGACAUGUACUGGCUUAAGCAGGGGGACACCUCUUGCACUGCAGGAUUUGAGUCCCUGGCGGCGUAGUGUGUUACUGAUGGUAGGCUUUGUUACUUUGGUCCCAGCUCUCUGCAGGUCAUUCACAAGGUCCCCCCGUGUGGUUCUGGGAUUUUUGCUCACCGUUCUUGUGAUCAUUUUGACCCCACGGGGUGAGAUCUUGCGUGGAGCCCCAGAUCGAGGGAGAUUAUCAGUGGUCUUGUAUGUCUUCCAUUUCCUAAUAAUUGCUCCCACAGUUGAUUUCUUCAAACCAAGCUGCUUACCUAUUGCAGAUUCAGUCUUCCCAGCCUGGUGCAGGUCUACAAUUUUGUUUCUGGUGUCCUUUGACAGCUCUUUGGUCUUGGCCAUAGUGGAGUUUGGAGUGUGACUGUUUGAGGUUGUGGACAGGUGUCUUUUAUACUGAUAACAAGUUCAAACAGGUGCCAUUAAUACAGGUAACGAGUGGAGGACAGAGGAGCCUCUUAAAGAAGAAGUUACAGGUCUGUGAGAGCCAGAAAUCUUGCUUGUUUGUAGGUGACCAAAUACUUAUUUUCCACCAUCAUUUGCAAAUAAAUUCAUUAAAAAUCCUACAAUGUGAUUUUCUGGAUUUUUUUUUCUCAAUUUGUCUGUCAUAAUUGACUUGUACCUAUGAUGAAAAUUACAGGCCUCUCUCAUCUUUUUAAGUGGGAGAAAUUGCACAAUUGGUGGCUGACUAAAUACUUUUUUUCCCCACUGUAGGCCUACUGCAGCUCUAAUUGGUUAUACUGCACAGGUCUUUGUAGAGUACGGGCUGAGUCGUGCCUGUCAAUGCGUGGUCCUCUGUAGCUCAGCUGGUAGAGCACGGCGCUUGUAACGCAAAGGUAGUGGGUUCGAUCCCCGGGACCACCCAUACACAAAAAUGUAUGCACGCAUGACUGUAAGUCGCUUUGGAUAAAAGCGUCUGCUAAAUGGCAUAUUAAAUUAUUAAAAUGCAAUAGAAUCCUACUCCGAUGCGUUCUGCCUACAACAAAAUCUCUUGCAUAGUUAGUUUUUAUUUCGGUAUGUUGCAUUGAAAGUGGUUAAUAUGGCGUUGAUUCGAUCACAGUUGCCACAGUAAAGGGAAACGUUGAUAAUGUUAACAGGGGAAACUCUAGAACAGUGGUCACCAACCUUUUCUGAGUCAAGAUUCACUUUGAGUCAAAAUGCAAGCCGAGAUCUACCUCUCAGAUUGACUUAAAAAACGUAAGUCUAUGCAACAUUAACUAAUUAACAACAGUUCUGUAGCGAUGAGGUUUGUGCAGUAGGCUAUAGGGCCCAGUACAUUAUCACUACAUAUUGGCUUUGCUUGAAUUGUCCUGCCAAUGAAUGCAUUGUUGUUUGGGCCAUUUUGAGGCUAUAUGAUCACAUCGGUAAUAGAUCCGUUGUUGUAUUACUUGUGAGGCACAGCUGAGUGAGCAUACAUUUAAAUAAUUAGCUUGUUAUUUUACAAUUGUUAGAAAUUGCGUAAUUCAAAUCUGGUAUUGGAAUAAGAAUCAAGAGAUCUUCAAUCCAAGCUUAAUUUAUUAUAUGCAAAAUGUAUGUAUGAUAAGUAUGAAGGUUCGUAUAUACGGGUCCGCUGAGAUACCACGCAGGGCACUCAGAGAACUGAUCCAUUGUUCUAAGUUCUUCUUCAAAUACUCUGACAGAUAGUUCCCACCUCUUCUGUUGGCCAAUCAGAGUAAAGGACUGAGUGUGGUUUAGACUUUACUCAGCCAAUCCGUUGGUGCACGGGUUAGUCCCACCCCUCGGCACUCCAUUUGUUGCACACUGUUGCCAGGCAUAAGUUGCUAUCAUAAUAACCUGCACCCAAAAGACACCAUUCCACUGUACUCCAUGUACCCACGUUCAAGGACGGUUUCACAGACAACAAAGAGAGAGUGUUCGUAUCUGUGAGAAAUACAAGUCUUAUCUCAUCCUAGCCCCAAACGUUCCCCACAUGAAUCACAGCCUGUUAUGUGAAACAAUUUAUAUCAGUACAGUUCAAACUAAUGCAUUCCUUCUAAGCUAUUCAUCACAUACAGAUCCAAUUAUGAGAAAAAUAGAACCCAACACUGGGCUGAUGGUGCCUGGGCUGAUGGUGCCUGGGCUGAUGGUGCCUGCAUCUGAUGGUCAGUCUCAGCGGAGGGAGAGAGCAGCAGACUGAGGGUCCGCCUCUCACCAUCCCUCCUCUCUCCCUUUCCUCCACUGCCUCUCACCAUCCCUCCUCUCUCCCUUUCCUCCACUGCCUCUCAACAUCCCUCCUCUCUCCCUUUCCUCCACUGACACUGACCAAAAAGGGACACCGUCCUCCAGCUGAUGGCAAAACUCGAGUCGCACCACAUUAUUUCUGCCUCGUGCACAAAUUCAUGUUGUUACUUCUAUGAACAGAGAAAGUGAAAUAUUCCUCGAUAUUAAAAAAGACCCGCUAAUAAUAACAACACAAGCAAAUGGAAAGUGGAAAUAGGAAGAACGCGCAUUUUAUGGCUUAUAAAAGUGUUGAAUACAAAGUGUUGACAGUGCUGAGUAAGGACUUAAAUAUGAACUCAUUCAUAAAAACAACAUCUCUUUGCUGUAUUCGUUGACAGUCUCUCUCUAGUCACGGUUUUAAACGUUUUUAAAUCUCACAGUAUCAACUUCGCUGUAGCUUUAUUUUACGCCUGCUACGUUACUGCGGACACGGUCAUCUGAGCCAUCCGACUGGCCAGCGGUGGACUUACAGUGCGCUUGAUUUGCUCUCUGGGCCCGUCGGGAAGGCAGAGUUUGUACCUUCAGACACAUGAAAUGGUUCAAAAUAGCAACAGUUCUCCUACCCGGCGCGCAGGGCAGCUGAAUCGGGUGCACCUAGCGCCAACAGCCUGAGACUAAUAAAUACAAAUAGGAACACAAGGCUUUAUCGUUGGGUUUUUUACAGAAACGUUUGGCGAUGGACUAGGAAUGCCUUGGAGAUGGACCGGUUGGUUGGUGACCACUGGUCUAGAAAGUUGGGUGAAGCUCAAUCUCGUGCUUCUCUCUGUGGGCUGGUAUUUCUGGUGCUUCUCUCUGUGGGCUGAUAUUUCUGGUGCUUCUCUCUGUGGGCUGAUAUUUCUGAGCGACAGUCUCGGGGCUACUACGUAUGCACGCACGCACGCAGCUUAGAGAGAACAUUGCUGGUAGGGUAAGAUUUGAAUACCCCUGGCCUAUACUCUCAGAUCUGAGGUUCAACUGUUUUCUUUUCCCUACGCAGCCACUACCACAGCAUGGAUAUCUUCACCCACUAUGACCUGCUGUCGUCCAACGGGACCAAGGUGGCUGAGGGACACAAGGCUUCCUUCUGUCUGGAGGACACAGAGUGUCACGAAGGUGAGUCUGGGAGGCAAACUAAUCAGAACAGAAUCUACUGGAGGUCCAGCCAAUCAGAGUAGACUAUUGGAGGUCCAGCCAAUCAAAACAGCCUUAACAGGAGGGCCAGCCAAUCAAAACAUACUCUACUAGAGGGCCAGCCAAUCAAACAUAGUCUUUAUUUGGGUGUUAAGAUCAGGGAUAUCUUAUCCAACAUUCAAGGUGGAACAUUCUGUAUCUGGUUUUGGAGGAUGUGUAAUUAUUGGUGUUAGAAGUCCAGUUGGUGUAAUUUGUGUUCUCCAGGUAUCUCUAAGAGGUAUGAGUGUAUCUGUGUUCUCCAGGUAUCUCUAAGAGGUAUGAGUGUAUCUGUGUUUUCCAGGUAUCUCUAAGAGGUAUGAGUGUAUCUGUGUUUUCCAGGUAUCUCUAAGAGGUAUGAGUGUAUCUGUGUGUUUCCAGGUAUCUCUAAGAGGUAUGAGUGUAUCUGUGUUCUCCAGGUAUCUCUAAUAGGUAUGAGUGUAUCUGUGUGUUCUCCAGGUAUCUCUAAUAGGUAUGAGUGUAUCUGUGUUCUCCAGGUAUCUCUAAGAGGUAUGAGUGUAUCUGUGUUUUCCAGGUAUCUCUAAGAGGUAUGAGUGUAUCUGUGUUUUCCAGGUAUCUCUAAGAGGUAUGAGUGUAUCUGUGUUUUCCAGGUAUCUCUAAGAGGUAUGAGUGUAUCUGUGUGUUUCCAGGUAUCUCUAAGAGGUAUGAGUGUAUCUGUGUUCUCCAGGUAUCUCUAAUAGGUAUGAGUGUAUCUGUGUGUUCUCCAGGUAUCUCUAAUAGGUAUGAGUGUAUCUGUGUUCUCCAGGUAUCUCUAAGAGGUAUGAGUGUAUCUGUGUUCUCCAGGUAUCUCUAAGAGGUAUGAGUGUAUCUGUGUUCUCCAGGUAUCUCUAAGAGGUAUGAGUGUAUCUGUGUUCUCCAGGUAUCUCUAAGAGGUAUGAGUGUAUCUGUGUUUUCCAGGUAUCUCUAAGAGGUAUGAGUGUAUCUGUGUUCUCCAGGUAUCUCUAAGAGGUAUGAGUGUAUCUGUGUUCUCCAGGUAUCUCUAAGAGGUAUGAGUGUAUCUGUGUUCUCCAGGUAUCUCUAAGAGGUAUGAGUGUAUCUGUGUUCUCCAGGUAUCUCUAAGAGGUAUGAGUGUAUCUGUGUUCUCCAGGUAUCUCUAAGAGGUAUGAGUGUAUCUGUGUUUUCCAGGUAUCUCUAAGAGGUAUGAGUGUAUCUGUGUUCUCCAGGUAUCUCUAAGAGGUAUGAGUGUAUCUGUGUUCUCCAGGUAUCUCUAAGAGGUAUGAGUGUGCUAACUUUGGAGAGCAGGGCAUCACCGUGGGGUGUUGGGACCUGUAUCGCCAUGACAUCGACUGCCAGUGGAUCGACAUCACCGACAUCAAACCAGGAAACUACAUCUUACAGGUGAACAACCUUGUCUUCUGUUGCUGUUAAAACAUCCUAGGGAGGCCCUGAAUCAGACUAAACUUCCAAAACAUGAAACUGCGUGAGGUUAUAAAUAUUGCAAACUACACAUUUGAGUGUGCUGCCAAUAUUCUGUCCGCAUUUAAUUGGACCCUUUGAAAACUCACUGAGUCCCUGGAGGGAGCGCAAGACUAAGUGCAGACUACGGAGUGACAGAAUUACAGGAACGUGAUGAUGUGAACUCCAUAUUAUUUACUUAUUCUGUUUGAUGUUCCAUCAUUUCAGAUUGUGAUCAAUCCAAACUUUGAAGUGGCAGAGAGCGACUUCACCAACAACGCCAUGAAAUGCAACUGCAAAUACGACGGCCACCGGAUUUGGCUUCACAACUGCCAUAUGGGUGAGCAGCUGCACCUCUAGAUUUGUCAUUUGAAAGAUAGUCCAUGGAAAACUGACCUAGAGUGGGUGUUAAAGGGCAGCCUGUUUCCUAUAUAGUGCACUACGUUUUGUCUAGUGCUAUAGGGUGCCAUUUCAGGCAUAUCUCUAGUUCAAUGUUUCCCAAACCUCCCCCCCCCCAGCCAGACCUCUCCUCCAGUACCCCCCAGCCAGUCCAGACCUCUCCUCCAGUACCCCCCAGCCAGUCCAAACCUCUCCUCCAGUACCCCCCAGCCAGUCCAGACCUCUCCUCCAGUAACCCCAGCCAGUCCUCUCCUCCAGUACCCCCCAGCCUGUCCAAACCUCUCCUCCAGUACCCCCCAGCCAGACCUCUCCUCCAAUACCCCCCAGCCAGUCCAGUCCUCUCCUCCAAUACCCCCCAGCCAGUCCAGUCCUCUCCUCCAGUACCCCCCAGCCAGUCCAGUCCUCUCCUCCAGUACCCCCAGCCAGUCCCAGUCCUCUCCUCCAGUACCCCCAGCCAGUCCAGUCCUCUCCUCCAGUACCCCCCAGCCAGUCCAGUCCUCUCCUCCAGUACCCCAGCCAGUCCAGUCCUCUCCUCCAGUACCCCAGCCAGACCUCUCCUCCAGUACCCCCCAGCCAGUCCUCUCCUCCAGUACCCCCAGCCAGUCCAGACCUCUCCUCCAGGACCCCCCACCAGCCAGACCUCUCCUCCAGGACCCCCCCAGCCAGCUCCUCCAGUACCCCCCAGCCAGUCCAAACCUCUCCUCCAGGUCCCCCCAGCCAGUCCACUUAUUUAAUCUAUUCCAGAACUAGCACCGCUGAUUCAAAUGGUCACCGAAUCAUCAAGCCCCUCAUUAGUUAAAUCAGCUAGUUCCACAUACGUGGACUGGCUGGGGGGAACUCGAGAGGUUUGGGAAACAAUGCCCUAGUUUGUUCCAGACUCUUCCAUUGGUUUCUGUCUCUGACUGUUGUGUUCUGUUGUGUCAUUGCCCCUACAGGUGAUGCCUUCAGUGAGGAGGCAGAGAGGAGGUUUGAGAAAUACCCAGGGCAGUUCAACAAUCAGAUCUCAUCAUCCGCCUAG
Molecule: messenger RNA, 23816 nt
Organism: Coregonus sp. 'balchen'
Lineage: Eukaryota; Metazoa; Chordata; Actinopteri; Salmoniformes; Salmonidae
Source: the annotation of a GenBank genome assembly